AUGGAGCUUACCAAAAUCAUUGUCUCUAUAGCCAUAACCUUUGCCAUCACCAUCACUUUGACCAUGAAAAGCAUCGUGGUCACUGAAGAGAAGCAGCCUGCUUCCAACCUCAUCAAUGGCGGUGGUUCUUCUUCAAGCACGUUCCAACCCUCCUCGCAGCAUGAACCGAAACCGAUGCCUUCCAAAAGGGUAAGUCGCUUCCUUCAGGGAAAAGCUAGGAACCCUAGGGCAGCUGACCAUUGCCACAAGGACCAGGAGGUUUGCCACGUCCAAGGUGGGAACAACACCACCUGCUGCAACAACAAAUGCGUCGACUUGGUCACCGAUAGCCAUAACUGCGGUGCAUGCAGGAAUAAGUGCAAGUUCACCCAGGUUUGCUGCCGGGGAGAGUGCGUCUACAUUUCUAUGGACAAAAGGCAUUGCGGGGCUUGCAACCACCGGUGCAAGCCUGGCGAAUACUGUGUUUACGGAAUGUGUAACUAUGCAUAA
Molecule: messenger RNA, 489 nt
Organism: Theobroma umbraticum
Lineage: Eukaryota; Viridiplantae; Streptophyta; Magnoliopsida; Malvales; Malvaceae
Product: stigma-specific STIG1-like protein 1
Source: RefSeq, a predicted model, not a curated record